AUGUCUGCACGCAUCGCUACCUCUUUCCUGCGCCAGUCUGCAAGGCCCACCGCUUUCCCAGCCGCCCGCCUCGCCGCCACCGCCUCUCCGCUCGCCAACCCCGCGACAUUCGCUCGCAUCCGCCUCCUCUCCUCCGACGCCCGCAAGAAGAUUGACGAUGUCGUCACCAAAAACCCGCUCGUCCUCUUCAUGAAGGGAACUCCCUCGUUCCCCCAGUGCGGCUUCUCGCGCGCAGUGUGCCAGAUUCUCGAGGUCAACGGCGUGCCCGAAGAGAAGAUCGUCGCGUUCAACUGCCUCGAGGACCAGGAGUUGAGGGAGGGCAUCAAGGAGUACAGCUCCUGGCCGACAAUCCCGCAACUGUACAUCGGCGGCGAAUUCGUCGGUGGCUGCGACAUCGCGAUCCAGAUGCACCAGUCGGGCGAGCUGGAGAAGUUGUUGGUUGAGCACAAGCUGGUCGAGGCGGAGGGCAAGGCGGAGCCGGGUGCUGAGGCAUGA
Rhodotorula toruloides NP11 is the source of this 495-nucleotide messenger RNA. RefSeq names its product monothiol glutaredoxin. The record is from RefSeq and is a predicted model, not a curated record. The transcript is spliced from 3 exons. Lineage: Eukaryota; Fungi; Basidiomycota; Microbotryomycetes; Sporidiobolales; Sporidiobolaceae. Bases 1 to 495 code for a protein of 164 amino acids.